Molecule: messenger RNA, 734 nt
Organism: Durotheca rogersii
Lineage: Eukaryota; Fungi; Ascomycota; Sordariomycetes; Xylariales; Xylariaceae
Exons: 1
Coding region: 218-487 (89 amino acids)
Source: RefSeq, a predicted model, not a curated record
CCCUUUUCUCGGGGAAACAUAAAUCACAACUGGCGGGGAUACCAUGCCUGCCUGACGGCGUCAUCAUGGCGGCGCCGAUAUUAAUUGAGCGGUGAGAACGAGGCCGGAUCGCGUGUGUCACUGUCAAUCACCGCCAUCGCGAUCCUAGUCGCGGGCGUGUCGCGGUGUUAAUGGCGUGGUGUGUUUGGCAACGGCGUUGUGUGGUGGCGGCGACGGAAUGGGGAUAACUGGCCGGACGACCACGUACCUGACUUUGUUUCUCUCUCUUUUUUCUCUUCUUCUUGUUUUACGCACGGGGCCGUCCUUACGACGAUGGAGACGCGUAAAGUGGUUUUUUUUUUUUACCCUCUCCCCUUGCAAACAGGAUUUGACGCGCGACGACGUCGCCGGGGGAUUUCUUACUGGACGGCACGCGUUUUCGCGUUUAGUGGUCGGGGGAGGUAUCAAGGGGCCAAUCGGACGGCGCGGAGGUAUGCGGGUUGGGUAGCAUUACGGAGGCAACGCUGCUACUAUGGUACCUAUGUACCCAAAGUACUACCUACCUCUAUUAAGAGGUGCCCAUGAGUACAGGUACUGCUACAAGUCUAUGGUGGGUACUCAUAUAUAGAGGUGGCUGUUACUUGAGGCAGGUUGCUGGUUACGGACCCGAAGUUACCUACGGAUAUGUACAUAUGCACCCGCAAACUCCAACUCUAGCCCGACUAUGCACCUAACCUGCCACCUAUUAGGUCAGC